Hevea brasiliensis (rubber tree) is the source of this 1143-nucleotide messenger RNA. RefSeq names its product carboxylesterase 1. The record is from RefSeq and is a predicted model, not a curated record. The transcript has a single exon. NCBI's taxonomy places the organism in Eukaryota, Viridiplantae, Streptophyta, Magnoliopsida, Malpighiales, Euphorbiaceae. Gene Ontology annotation, molecular function: hydrolase activity. Bases 95 to 1072 code for a protein of 325 amino acids.
UUUGAAAUUUGUAAGAAAAGGGGAACAUAAAAUCCCACAGAUUAAUAUUUGCUAUUCGUAGUUGGAAACCCAUUGCAAUAAACAGAGUACUCCAAUGUCAGGUCAAAAUUCAGCAUCCAUUUGCAGAGUGAACCCCUACCAAUAUCUCCAGAUUGUGGUCAAUCCUGAUGGCACAAUUACAAGAGACCCCAAUAGAUACUCAAAUUCUUCACCCUCAGUCGAUUCCACUCCUGUUCUUUCCCAAGACAUAUCCAUCAACCAAUCCAAAAAUACAUGGAUUCGUGUCUUUUUACCUGAUUCUUCCUUUACUUGCAGCAAACUUCCUCUCAUAGUUUACUUUCAUGGCGGAGGAUUCAUCAAUUGCAGUGCAGCCUCAACAAUUUUUCAUGAUUUUUGCUCAAACAUGGCCGUUGACAUUCCCGCUAUUGUUGUCUCUUCCAACUACCGCCUGGCGCCUGAGAAUCGUCUACCUGCGGCCUAUGAUGAUGCUGAAGAGGUAUUCCAGUGGAUCAAGAACAGCCAACUCGACUGGCUGAGAGAGCAUGCUGAUUAUAAUAGAUGUUUCAUAAUGGGUAGUAGUGCAGGGGCUAACAUAGCUUACCAUGCGGGCUUUCGUGUGGGCGGAGAAGUUGGUAGUCUUGAGCCGUUGAAGAUCAAAGGGCUGAUACUGCAUCAUCCAUUCAUCGGUGGAACCCAAAGGACGGAGUCAGAGCUGAGGCUUGUGAACGACCUUCAUUUGCCACUAAGUGUGAGUGAUCUCAUGUGGGACUUGUCCUUGCCAAUUGGGGUUGACCGUGAUCAUGAAUAUUGCAAUCCAACGGCCAAUGGUGGGUCGAAACUCUGGGAGAACAUGAGGUUGCUGGGAUGGAGAGUGUUGGUGACUGGAUGCGAUGGUGACCCAACGAUUGAUCGUCAGAUGGAGCUUGUGGAGAUGUUGAGGGCCACAAAUGUAGGAAUUGCAAGCCAUUUUAGCGAGGGAGGUUAUCAUGUUGUGGAGCUUAAGGAGCCCUCCAAGUUCAAGACUCUGGUGUUGGUGUUGAAAGAAUUCAUGUUUUCUUCAGCAGAUGAUUAGAAAAUGUGUCAGGCCCAAUGGACUUUUUGGUAAUGAUGGCCAUGAUUAAUAAUGAAAUAUUAUCUUUGUCA